Molecule: messenger RNA, 1195 nt
Organism: Lucilia sericata (common green bottle fly)
Lineage: Eukaryota; Metazoa; Arthropoda; Insecta; Diptera; Calliphoridae
Exons: 1
Source: RefSeq, a predicted model, not a curated record
UUUUGCGUGUUUUUGUUUGUACGUUUUGUAGCUAAAAGUGCGGAUACGUUUUGCCGACGCAAUUUUAAUGAAAAACAAAAAAGAAAUGAAAAAGUUUUCUAUCAGAAUCCAGUGUAAUAAAUGCAGAUUUUAAAUAAAAUGCUCUAUAACAAUAAAUAAUACUUAAUAUUUUGCUUAAAACUUAAAAAGAGUGAUAUGUGUUUAUUUUAAAAAUAAAUUUAAAAGUAAAGAAAUUAAAAAAAAAAAUUAACUAAAUCCAUGACCAUGUUACGUUCCAGUAGUCCUGCCAUGUCUGAAAUAUCGGUGGGUUCUCCCAGUCCACCACCACAUUCGGCCACAGCAUCUACAAAUGGUUUUCAUGUUCUCAACAUCAAAAGACUUAGACCCAGUGUGGAAAUAAUACCAACUCCAACAUUACAAUUUCCCCCACCUAUGGCAUUGCCUCAACGUAGAAAAUCCAGUGCGGAGCGUGUUAAAAGUUUUUCUAUAGCUGAUAUACUGGGGAAAAAGGAACAAGAAAAAAGUGCACCUUUGGAAGUAAAACCCAUCAAAAGAUCGGGAACACCACCAUCAAAACCUUUAGCUCUUGCCAGCAUUCCGGUAACACACCAUAUGCCUCCCCAUAUAUUGGCAGAACGUUUACCACCGGCCCCUCUGGCCGCUCCUGCACCUUUGCUAAUGUUAGACUUGCCAGGUAUACACAAAGUUAUACCUACAGCCUGGGAGCCAGCUACAGCCGGUAAUCCCAAUAAUACUUCUCCUCCUACCUUACCCAUACACCAUUUCUUCCCACCUGCUUUACUGCACUAUGAACAACGUUUGGCUUGGGACUAUCAGCGCCAGUUGCAGGAACAUUUCCAAGCACAGGCUCAGCUUUUACGACAAAUGAGUAUGGAUCCUAAUAUUAUACCUUCUGAAGAUGGUUCCGAACGUUCUCGCUCUAGUUCUGCUGGUAGUCAGUGUUACUCGCCUGAGGUAAAUGUAGCCGAAGAUGAUGAUGAUGAUGACGAAGGUGAAGAGGUUGAGGACGGAUCUGUGGGAAAUUCUAGUAGAAAUGAGGAACGUUUACCCGCUAAUAGGGAUGAAAGUGAUACAAAUGCAAAAAAUUCAGAUGAUAAAGUAAAGAAAAGUGCAAAUGAUACUCCAUUGGAUGCUUUGUUUCAGCUAUCAACCAAAAAUUUUGAUGAAGAUCAAG